ACACACACAUGCACAGUGCUAAUCUUUCCAGAAAGGUUGACCUUCUGCAUCUGUGAAUCUACCACCACCACAACACCAUCAUGAUAAGUAGUCCCAGGACUCCACCGCGGCAAGAAGACGACGCCACGGGAAUGCAAGGACCGCCUGCAGCCGCUGAACCAAGCGCCGGGUUCAUGCGACGAUCCCUCAGUCGUCUCAGCCAUCAUUCUUCGUCGUCCACUGCCAGCCUCAACCAACCGCUCCUCCCCGCCAUUACUGUGAUCCAACGUGUUGUUGCGGGCGAGAGUACCAGUGUAACUCCUCCGUCCGACGCGGGGCUCAGGCAGCGCCAGAGCUCCGUCGUAAGCAACAAGAGCAACAAGAGCAACAAGAACAACGAAGACAACACGACCGGCAAAAUGAAGUUCAACAUGGGCAAGGCGCGCGCGCUCGGCACGGACGUGAAGUUCCGCCCCGACUUCAAGUUCAAUAUGGAGCUGGCACUGCGGACGGCCGUGGGCGUGCUCUUGGCAUCGAUGGUCCAGACCAAGUACCGCAAGGACAAUGUCCAAGUGCCAUCCAACUCGCAUGAGAAGCAGUGGGUGUUCUUCCCCGAGUGGUACAUUCUCGGCGGCAUCUCGUACGUGGCCGUGGCCACUGUGUUUUGCUGCGGGCGCAACAUCGGGUCGACAGUUCGCGAAGUGUUUCAGCAACUGAGUGGCGUAGGCGUUGCGUUGCUGUACAAUUUGCUGCUCUUUUCCGUGUUCCAGCCCCAAGUAUUUGACACCAAACAAGCAUUUUUGAAUGCCACGAACGACGGCACGCUGACGCUCAUCUCGCACGCGUUCAGCGGAAGUCCGUACUACGUCCACGAAGGCGACUUCUACACGAUUUUGCCGUUUAUUAUGCUCUUUACCAUGCUAGUCCUCGUCCUCCCCAUCGAAACCAACACGAAAAAGUACGCGAUUGGCAACAACUUGUUCUUUGCGCUGACGUUGGUAAGCCCCAACGACUUUACCAACCCGUCGUUGCCCAAGGCAUUUGGCGACGCGCUGUACAAAACGCCCAACUUGCUCAGCAACUUGCUCGUGUAUUCGUUUCUGGGCAUCCUUGGCGCCAUCAUUGCCCAGUUUAUGAUGUGGUUCCCGUACCCGAUCUUUGGAAUUCGCAAAUUGCAAGACCAGACGUUGACAUGCGCCGACACUAUCCAAGAUUUGCUCAACUUGAUCGUCGACUCGUACUGUUUCAAGAACAAGGACGUCGACCACAUGAACUUUUUGCGGCUCAAACUCAAACGCAAGUUCGACCUCGCCACCGCCAAGCACGCCCACAUGAAGUCGCUGCUCCAUGACGUGUGGUGGGAACAGCUCGUGGGGCUCCACGUCCCCCUGCGCUUCAAAAUGUCCGUCACCAAGCCCUACAUUGACCUAUUUGGGUCACUUGUCGACAACCUACGGGCGAUGACCCAAGCAAUUCAACUGGAGCGGUACGAGCGGCUGCAUACGCUGUUUAUGAAGUCGCUGCAAAAGCAAGUGUACAUGAUUCAAGUCAAGGCGACGGCGUUGCUCAGUGAAAUUUCGACACAUGUCCACGAUGGCCACACCCAUUUGGACCUGCGGUCGCUCCAAGAACUGGAAAAACAGAUCGAGACGUUGCUCCAGCACUUUCAAGCCACCCAAACACGCAUCUAUAAACGAGAGUCCCCGUCCCCCAAAGACGUCGAAGCCAACAUCCCCCUCAAUUUGUUUCUGUUUUCAUUGCAAUCGUACUGCUCGUCCUUGCUCGAGUUUCAAUCGUCGUUUAAUACCCGCACCCACAAAACGAACUUGCGCAUUGCUCGGUUUGUGAGGAAGCAGUUGGCGAGCUAUGUGGAUACGUCCCAGUACACGCGCCACAAGUUUGAAACUGCGUCGAAAGUUUGGUUUGCGAUCCUCUGCGCAUGCUUCUUCUCCGUCUACACGUUCGGGUACUCGUCCACGACCGCCGGGACCGUCGCGUAUGUCAUGGGCAAUCAUAUUGGCGGGUCGUUUAGCGUGACAGCCAACCGCGUGGGCGGCGUCGUCGCCGGCAGCAUCAUCCCGUCGGUCGUGCUGUUUUACAUUUGCUCGUACUCGUGCUGGAGCAACAUUGCCGUGUCUUUCUUUUCGAACGCGAUUCUGUUUGUGUGGGUCACGUUCUCCAUGUACAUCAAGUGGAAGGAUGGGUUCGAGUCUUACGCGGGCCUCGUGUCGGCGUUCACGGCGACCAACAUCAUGCUCAAGGGGUGCGACGGGUGUGCGGCGGGUACGCUGGUCACGCCCACGUCGUCGUACUCGAACCUGGCGCAAAUGAGUCUCGGUAUUGUGCUGUUUAUUGUGGUGGAAUUGGUGUUUUGCCCACAGUCCGCCAUCGGACUCUUGCGCGCCAACGUCCAGCAGCACAUGAAGCUCGCCCAGCAGGCAUUCCUGAUCUUGUUUGAGCAGAACGUGCACAAUUCGGGCGUGAUGGACCAAUCUACGCUCGACCAAGUUCAGGAUAUUGUGCAGAAGACGAUGCCGGCGCUCCUAGCUGACCAGGCGGGGCUGCUGUACGAAGCCGGGUUUGAACCGCUGCUGUGGAAGCCGCCGUUCUCGCAGGCCAAGUACCAAGCCGUGCUGGACUGUUGCCAGCGCCUACUCAACAACACGCUCGUGCUAUUUAAACUUGUGACAUGGUUCAAGUUUCGCAUUGAGCAGCGACACUUGACCUUGCACAAGAAGCUCGACGUGGAGAAAAUCACUCGAAAAUCACACGAAGCAGCCCACAGUGUCACAGCUAAGGAAGCGUGGGCAUUCUCGACGGUCGAGCUCGGCCGCGCGAUCCACGACACAUUUGACACGUUGUACGAUCUGUUUGGCGACAACUUUAUGUACGCCGACGGCGACCAAACCGCGCUGUUUAUGCAGAUGAAGGAAGCGUUCCGGGUGGCAGACACGGACUGCAGCGGCGAAAUCGACGCCGACGAGGUCCGCCAUAUGCUCGAGAUGGUGUUUGCCCUGUCCGGCGCCGUUAAAGUCGAUGCCAUCGACAGCUACGUGCACGACUUUAUGGAGAUUGUGGACGCCGACAAGAGCGGCAAGGUCAGCUUUGACGAGUUUAUGGACGCAUUGGAGCGUGGGCUGAAGCUCGAAGUCGAGGUGUUUCAGCAUCGAUCAAAAAAGGUGGUCGGGCUCGCAAGUAUCGCCGAAGGAGGGGAGGCUGGAGGCGUUGAAGAGGUCGAAGGGGCUCCAGUCGACAACGACGACGACCACCACCACGUGGUGCUGCAAGUGGGCAGCGGAGACGUUCGGUCGGCGCCGAGCCCGCGAACUCACCGGGUGUCGUCUGGAGGGGCGUCGCCCCUGACCCGGUCCCAUGACAUGCUCAACGUGGACUCGUUCUCGCUGCUCGAAAUCUCGCAGACCAUGCGCACAACGUACGCCCAGUGGCUGAUGGAGAAGAACCGGUUCGAACGAGUGACGAUGGAGGAGCUGUUGCUGCUCAACUGCCUCAUCAGCGGCGUCAGCGGCAUCGCGCGCAACCUGGCGCUGUUGGAAGAAAUGACAGUCCAGCAGUAACCACAAUACCAUAAGCAACAGCCCAUCUAAAUAGUUCACAUAAGCUUGGUCCGUCAUACACAUCACCCCUGGCUGUUUAGAG
Molecule: messenger RNA, 3636 nt
Organism: Aphanomyces astaci
Lineage: Eukaryota; Oomycota; Saprolegniomycetes; Saprolegniales; Verrucalvaceae
Exons: 8
Coding region: 81-3554 (1157 amino acids)
Biological process (GO): transmembrane transport
Cellular component (GO): plasma membrane
Molecular function (GO): transmembrane transporter activity; calcium ion binding
Source: RefSeq, a predicted model, not a curated record